CGUUGCUGCUCCUGGCCUGUGGCCUGCUCCAUAAUCGCGUACCUCCUAUGCCACAUCACCUUUGCGUCAUUUUCUCGAUUCCAUCGGCUCCAUCGCUGUCGUACACCGCUCGCGGCAGAAGGGAGGUCCACACGUGAGACCUGCGCGUUGUCCUUGUCCACGGACCAAAUCGUCUUCACCUCAUUCGUCGCGUCUUGCCUCGCGCCCUCGCCUCGCUGCCAUCGCCUCCUCCAUCUCGCAGUCGCAGCGCCGUCACCGGCCUCCUCCGAGCCGGCCCUUCGGCUCCAUCCCAUGGCCCUCCUCCCCGUUAGCGGUGAAGAAGGCUCGAUGCCGUGGCCGUGUAGAAGGCAUCAGAUUUGUCGCCGGUGGCACAGGAAGGGCAGCCACCGGUGCUCGCUCAGCGCCUACCCCUUCGACGGCUUCGCUGUAGCCCGUCGCUGCCCCCGCAGGCAGCGGCGUCCGGGCUCGCAGUGGCGUCGCGCCUCCGGUCCGCGCUUUCUGCAUCGUCUCCACGAGUCCCGAUUGGGCGGCCCGUGUCGAACAAGCUGCCCAUCUUCCUGCAGCAUGGAGCGACCCUCCCCAAGCCAGUGCCGCUCGAGCAGCAAGCCAUGGUGGGCUCUCUAGAAGGACACUCACAACAAGCUGGAGGACGCUCCCAACGCCGCAGCCAAGGGCACCCAGCCCGCGCCCCCCGAGGGAUCCGCCGACGCCGCCCAGCCGGCCUCCAUCGCGAAGGCCGCGGAGGCGCUGCUCCCAUCGCUCAUCAUCUGGCCGCCGUCACAGCGCAUGCGCGAAGCCGUCAUGCGCCGCAUCGUGCAAACAGUCGCCGCGCCCAGCGUCCUCUCCCGGCGCUACGGCACUGUCCCGGAGCCUGAGGCUGAGCGUGCCGCCGCCGCCGUCCAGGCCGAGGCCUUCGCCGUCGCCUCCAAGUCCGCCGCCGGCGCGUCCCCGGCCUUCGUCAAGGAGGGGAUAGAGGUCCUCCAGACGUUGUAUUCCAGGGAGGUCAGCUGCCGCCUCCUCGAGCUCGCCAAGUCCCGGUCCGCCGCCGCCGUGGCGCCAACCGCCGAGGCCAGCACGCAGGAGGUGGAGGAAUCGUCGGUGACCGUCUCCGCCGCCCGACCGUCGUCUAAAGGUGACGGGUCCAUAUCACCGCUACAUUUACCUACUGAUAAAUCUAGAGCUACUAAAACAAAUCUCCGGAUAUCCGUCAUUGGUCCUCGGUUGGUAAUAUCUGGAGCUCCAGGUUAAUGCUCACGCCGUGCCCAUAGGUUGUUGGAAAAAUAGACAACUAUCUGAUCACAAAAUACGUACUGUGCGGGAGCCGCCGGGAAGACAAAAGGCGCAGACGAGAC
Molecule: messenger RNA, 1352 nt
Organism: Panicum virgatum (switchgrass)
Lineage: Eukaryota; Viridiplantae; Streptophyta; Magnoliopsida; Poales; Poaceae
Product: MFP1 attachment factor 1-like
Exons: 3
Coding region: 787-1248 (153 amino acids)
Biological process (GO): mitotic cell cycle; lateral root development
Source: RefSeq, a predicted model, not a curated record